This is a messenger RNA of Hemibagrus wyckioides, 1995 nucleotides long. It is a transcript of the gene gipr, whose product is annotated as gastric inhibitory polypeptide receptor. Bases 48 to 1634 code for a protein of 528 amino acids. Gene Ontology annotation, molecular function: peptide hormone binding; G protein-coupled peptide receptor activity; gastric inhibitory peptide receptor activity. The record is from RefSeq and is a predicted model, not a curated record. Gene Ontology annotation, cellular component: plasma membrane. The transcript has 13 exons. Gene Ontology annotation, biological process: adenylate cyclase-modulating G protein-coupled receptor signaling pathway; cell surface receptor signaling pathway. NCBI's taxonomy places the organism in Eukaryota, Metazoa, Chordata, Actinopteri, Siluriformes, Bagridae.
AAUUUGAGAGCCUGUAGCUGUGAAAAGAUGGACUGCUCAGUUCUGAAAUGCCUGGACCCCACCUUGGUAUUCUAUUAGUAAUGAAGAGCUCCUUCACAAUCCUACUCGUCAGUCUAUCUGUCCUGUGCAGGGUUGAGUGUGUGUUUGGGCGGACAUUUGAGCACACGCGGCAGAAAUGGGAAAGGUAUCGGAAUGAGUGCAUGUCAAACAUCAGCUCAGCACCGACCCCCUCAGGUUUGUUCUGCAGACGCAUGUUUGAUCAAUAUGCUUGCUGGACGGAUGGGUUGCCCAACACCACAGUCAAAGUGCCCUGUCCCUGGUAUUUGCCCUGGUAUUCUCAAGUACAAAGUGGGUUUGUCCUAAGAGAAUGUGGUCCAGAUGGCCAGUGGCACACCAGCAACACGAGCCACACCUGGCGAAACCACUCACAAUGCAUUGAAAAUAGCAGCAACCACAAAAAGCAGGAGCAACAGAUACUGGUCCUAUCCCACAUGAAGGUGAUGUACACAGUUUUCUACUGUUUGUCAUUGGCUAGCCUUACUCUGGCCCUCAUCAUAUUACUUCUGUUUAGGAAACUCCGUUGCACCCGCAACUACAUUCAUGCCAACCUGUUUGCUUCUUUUAUCCUGCGGGCUGUGUCCGUCCUUAUACGUGAUGAUCUUCUCCAAAAACGCAGUCCUUACCUCCAAAACAGCAGUAAUUUUUCCCAUGUUUUCAGUGACCAGGAUCUGUUGGGUUGCCGCAUAGCCGAAGUGGUAAUGCACUACUGUAUGGGAACCAGCUUCUUCUGGGUACUAACGGAGGGCCUGUACCUCCAUAACCUUCUGAUACUCCUUGUGUUCUCUGAGAACAGCUACUUCUAUGGUUACCUUGCCCUCGGCUGGGUUACUCCUGUACUUUAUGUGGUCCCAUGGAUCGUAGUGCGCCAUCUAUAUGAGAACACUGGGUGCUGGGAGAAGAACGAGAACACUGUGCAUAUGUUGAUUGUUGAAGCUCCUAUCUACCUGGCUAUCUUAGUAAACUGUUACUUUUUCAUAAGGAUUAUACAGAUGCUUGUCUCCAAAUUUAAAGCACACCAGAUGAGAUGUACAGACUAUAAAUUCAGAUUGGCCAAGUCUACCUUGACCCUCAUGCCUCUACUGGGUCUUCAUAAGAUUAUGUUUCCUACGAUGGAUAAAGAACCGAAUUUUGAUGCGUUUCGUGCCACCUGGAUUUUCUUUGAGCUCUUCCUCAACUCAACACAGGGUAUUCUGGUGGCCAUUUUAUACUGUUUUUUGAAUAAAGAGGUGCAGACAGAAAUUAAAAAUAAGUGGCAUAGAUGGAAGCUGGGAAUUGGAUCCCUGGAUGAACAACGCACCACCAGCAGUCACAUACUACAGGGGACUACUGGACAAGAUCAUGAAGACCAGCCGUGCCAGAUGGACUGCCUUGAAGAGAGUGGCAUUCACAGCAUGGAACCUCUUCCAGCCUCCAUACAAAUCCCCCUCCAUCGGCAUCAUCACCUGGGAGCAAAGAAGGGUAAGGCAUAUUGUUACAUUUCCGCCCAUAAGCAAGUGCUGAAUGGAUUGGACACACCAGCACUGGAUCACUGUGAACAUGAAGGAGUCAAUGGAUAUUCUGAUAGCUACUGCUGAAAGCUUCUGGGCCAUGUGUAAAUUGAUAUCUAUAUGAGGUCCAUAAAGAUUGAGGCAUACAAAAUUGUAUGGAUGUAACUUUGUUAAGAGUGCUUUGGAUUCAUUGGACAUUUACUGAAUGAACCUCUAUGGUGUGCUAUUCUUAGAUGAACUUUCACCAGCAACCUGGAGGACCAACAGAGCAGUCUAAAAUCAAAUUUUUCUAGUUUAAAAAAUCAAAAAUGAGGUCUAAAUUAUAUUAUAUACCAGAUCGGUUAAUGUGACUGUUAAACCCAUUAUAUUUUGUUAUUUUCUACCUCUUUUUUUUUUGUUUUUGGACAACAGUGAUAUUACCUGUUCUGAGACAAUGUGGACAAUCUUU